Messenger RNA from Theileria parva strain Muguga, 2853 nucleotides. Its product is annotated as putative integral membrane protein. NCBI's taxonomy places the organism in Eukaryota, Apicomplexa, Aconoidasida, Piroplasmida, Theileriidae. The record is from RefSeq and is a predicted model, not a curated record. The coding region runs from base 46 to 2853 and encodes 935 amino acids. The transcript has a single exon.
AAACUGUGUAAAUAAUGUAGAAAUGUGUAAAGUAAUGUGAUAGCAAUGGACUUGCUGGAUUUGAGGUAUGAGUUUAUAAAAUCUAAAGAAUUGGAAUUAGAGCAGUUAUUUACCAGGAAUAGGCAUUUCCAUUUUACUCAGUGGGACUUACACCUCUUACUCCUAGGCGUUACCUCAUCCCUACUACUCCUCAGCUUCAUCAUCAAGAAUCUAUUCUUCUCUCUUCAACACUAUUUCAUUCUACUACUACUCAUACAAUUCAGACUCCUACCAGAUCUCUCCACUCUAUACAAUAUUAUUAUCAACAUCUUCAUCAGUUUACUCACCACCAUCACACAUGUCAGUAUUAACUACUGUAAAUUCUCUACCUCUACCAAGCGGGUUACCAUACUAACUGUGUUACUAUUGCUGAGUACAACUACAAACCUAUUGGUUUGGAUGGUAUUGAGUGUUAAACUGGUUAGUGACGUGGAUAGAAUUUUGGAACUGCAUGUAAUUACCUUGAUUGAGUUCUUCUCACUACUGCUGGGCACUCUGUUACUCCUCUCCGCCGUCUUCUUCAUCAUCAAACUAUACUCCAUCUCCUACAUACUCAUUAUUAUUAUCACAUUCUCAUUAUUAUCCAGGUGGAAGUUUCUCAUUCCCCUUGUCAAUAAUAUCAGUAGUAAGAGUAAUAGGAAUAGUGUUAAUAGUAAGAGUAGUAGGGAUAAUAGUAAUAGUGUUAAGAGUGGUAAUAGAUUGGGAGGAGUGAGAGUGUGUUAUUUCCCGGUGGUCCAAAGUUUGGUAACGUGGAUAUUAAUAAUAAUCCUAAUAGUAAUACUAUUUGUAAUAUUAUUCACCAACAAUAGGAUCUCCCUGCUGAAUCAAAAGCCACUACUCCAAUUUAUUAAUCACAACUAUAGUAAUAAAGUAAUUGUCAGGAUAAAGAUAUUAUUGUUUCUUACGGUUUUGGUGUUAUUUCUGUUAUUUGCAGUGUUUUCACUGUUUAUAUAUUACUUCUUCUCGUCCCACGAGUUACUGGGUAGAGUAUUGUACAACAAGGUAAUAUUUCUGUUGAUGACAGAUUUGGGACCUAGAAUAGACCAUAUGCUGAGUAAAAACCCACUCCCACUCAGCACUCAGACCGGGACUUUGCAGCAAAGAAUUUUCUUCCCCACUCACAACUCAGGUAACACAAGUGUGGAUAUUCGUAAUACUAUGGAGAAUAUGGAUAAAGAGGAUAUAGUGGAUAAUAUGGAGGAUAGAGUGGUAAAUUGGGUACUAAGAAUGUAUAAUAUGAAUGUGUAUGAUUAUGUGUAUAAGAUAGAGAGGAUAUAUACGAAGAAAAUGUUAAUGGAUAGGAAUAUGAAUUUCAAUGGGAUACUAAAAAAACUAUCCCUAAAAAGUAACAAGCUACUAAAGAAACUCUCAGACAAAUCCAAACUAUUCAGCAAACUCAACACUGAUACCACGGAUAGUGUAGUCACUGUGUACCCUGUAUAUACAGUGGACACAGUACCCAGUAACAUGUAUGAUAGUCUGGAUGUGGGUAGAAUAUAUUUACAUGUCCAGGAGCGACUGUUGAGGAAUAGGAAGUCGUUAUACUGUUUAUUAAGAAGUUGGUAUCCCCUGGACCUGAUCAAGUCACAACACCAGUCCACAAUACUCAAGUACAAACUACUACAAUAUAUACAACAAUUUUACCAUAUCCGUAAUCUAUUCCAAUCUCUCCAUAGUGAUAAGAGUAAUAAGAGUAAUAAGGUUGACCAUAGAGACACUAGUGAGAUGGUUAAUGAGAUAGUAAAUGAGUUAGUAAAUGAGUUAGAACCAGUUAGGGUUACGGAUAAAUCUCCAGUGGAUAGAUCACCAAUGUAUAGAUCACCAAUGGAUAUAUCAGGGGUGUUGGAUAAAGCGGUGGAGGUCCCUAUGAGUGAUGAAGAAGUUGAUAUCAUCGACACCUUUACAAUCACCAUAGCAUCUGAUACUCAAUCUCCCACACAACACACUAACACUUCUCUUAUAGAGAAUACUGUGAACACUGUGGAUAAUAUGGAGAAUGUGGAUAGUAUGGAGAAUGUGGAUAGUAUGGAGAAAGUGGAGAAUACAGUGGACACAGUGGAGAAUAGGGAGAAUAUGGAGAAAGGGUAUGGUAAGGAACUGAGGAGGAAGAAGAAGAGAAAUGUGAAGUAUUUAACGAGUUUAUUCUCCAGGAAGUUCUCCAAUCUUAAUUCCACAGACUCUCAACACUUCACCGACACAUACCACACAAUUAACAUUACUGAUCAUAGUCACACUGUUAACAAUAGUCACACUGUUAACAAUAGUCACACAGUUAACACUGUAGAUCCUGUUACUGUAGACAAUAGUCACACAGUUAACACUGUAGAUCAUGUUAACACUGUAGAAUUUGUUACUGUGGACCCUGACCCCGUUACGGAAGACCCCGUAACAGUAGACCCAGACUAUGAGUACGAAUAUGUAAUAAUAAAUGCUACGGAAAAUGGCAUGAAGCUGUUCUCCCAACACCCAAUCACUACUACUAACACUAGUAACAGUGUGAACAGUGUGAAACGUAAGCUGAAAUUCCUAAACUAUGCAAAUGGUUAUAAGAGAUUUAUGAAGUUUACUCCAAAGUCUAAUCUCACACACGAUUCCGUAGGCGGUAUUCACACCACAGAUCCAACCAACAACACCACACACUCCACACACUCCAUACACAAUGUAGACAAUGGUAAUACUGUAGACAAUGACAACUCAGUUGACAAUGACACAGUGGAGUUAGAAGAAGACGUAACGUCUGAUGAGGAGAUGACGGAGGAGAAUGUAAAUAACAUCAUGAACGAACUAAUAAAAGAUUUAAACUUACAACUCUAA